AUCAUUACAAACCACAACGGUCUUUACCAGCAAAUCAUUAUUAUUUUGAAACAAGUGUCGUCCUCUCUUUGUUGCGCCUACCUUGACACCUGAAACAUGAUAACUGAACGAGUCACUUCGACUGUGGUGAAGUCGUUAGGGAUACAGCGGUCCUGAGGCGCAUUAGCUGCCAAAUAAUUGGCUCAAACAAAUUCACAGCUUGAGGUGGAUUUACUCUUCUGUCCUCUGAUUUAUCAGUUCCUAAUUCGCCAGCAGAAUGGACCUGCUACCUGACGUCUGGAGGGAGGACUACUGGCUUCCUCCAGGAGUGACCUGGAGAGACGUGGAGCAGCUGGCAGACUCUGACAGAGCACGACCCUGGGACCUUCUCAUAGCUCUGCCUCUCGCACUGGGCUUUGUUGCCCUACGCUACGUGUUUGAGAGGUUUUUUGCCCCACCCAUGGGCAGAUGUUUGGGGGUGAAGAACAGAAUACAAGCAACUGCUGCCCCCUCCCCAAAGCUGGAGUCGUUUUACACCCAGAGGAGCAAACAGCCGACACAGAGUGAAAUACUUCAUUUGAUGUCGCUGUGUGGCAAAACGCAGAGGCAGAUUGAGACCUGGUUCAGACUUCGCAGAAACCAAGACAGGCCCUGUCAAACCAAGAAGUUUGGUGAAGCUGCUUGGAGGUUCUUUUUCUACAUCACAGCCUUCACGGCUGGACUGGCCUGUUUGAUUGAUAGACCAUGGUUCUGGGACCUGAGGGAAUGUUGGAGGAAAUAUCCAGUUCAGAUCAUGGAGAGAGCUCAUUACUGGUACUACAUGCUAGAGUUGGGGUUUUAUGGCUCUUUGCUUCUCCGAAUCUCUGUGGACGUCAAGCGGAAGGAUUUUAAAGAACAGGUGAUUCACCAUUUGGCUACCAUCUUCCUGCUGAGUUUCUCCUACUGUGCCAACUACCUUCGCAUCGGCACCUUGGUCAUGCUACUUCACGACUCCUCUGACAUCCUGCUUGAGUCUGCCAAGAUGUUCAACUACGGCACUGGCUGGAGGAGAACAUGUGACACGCUGUUUGUUGUGUUUACGUUGGUCUUUCUUGUAACUCGACUGGUGAUUUUUCCCACCAAAAUCAUCCAUACCACGUUGGUACUGUCCAUGGAGGAUUUUAAACCUUUUCCCGGCUACUACUUUUUCAACGUCCUGCUGAUGGUGCUGCAGGUUCUUCACAUCUUCUGGGCUGGCCUAAUCUUGCGCAUGGUUUAUAAAUUCCUGAAAGGCGAGCUGGAAAAAGACGAACGCAGCGAUGAAGAGAGCGAGGUUGAAGAAGAAGGGGACAAUAAAGGGAGAAAUGUGGAUCAAGGAGAUCAUUGUUGGGAGAGAAGUAAAGACAAACUGAACUCCAAACUGUCUAUGCUGACCAACAAUUGUGUCCUAAAUAACUUGACCAACCACAGGGAGUCUGUAGCCGACAAGAUGCGAAAAGCUCAGUAAAGUCUUGAUGAUUAUCUUUUACAGAAAAUCACAGUAUUUGAAAAUUGAAACAGCCAUGGUUUACAUGUUGACUGAAAUCAAAUGAAAAAUGUGAUUCUACACAAUGUUUACUACAGUUUGUGUAUGCUGAUGCCACUGCUUCACAUUUAAAGGUACUCUAAGCAAUGUUGGGUGACGUUGCUUCUUGUUGACGUUCGAAGUAUUUUCAAACAAAAUGAGACUAGCUUGCCCCUCCGGCCUCCUCAUCCCGUCCCCUCCCCGUCCCUUCUGUGCUUCCGCGCACUAACCCCUCCAUCCCCAAAUCCUUCUUGGCGGUUAUUGGCUGGAACGCUGAAAAACUGUUUGUGUAUGCCUCGUGGUGCAGGUUGGCACAUUUUGUUUUUGUUGCCUUUUGUAGACCCUGGGCUGUCUACAGAGACCGCGUUUUUACAGUGUGCUCCGGGGACAGGCAGCUAGUGGAUAGUGAGGAGAUGUUUGCUGUACGUGACAACAAAUGAUGUAGCUUAAAAGACACGCAACAACGUUUAGAGCACCUUUAAUGGAGAGUAGAAUUAGACAGGAGGUGAGAGUUUCAUCAACAGUCUUAUAAAAUACAUAGCAGAGGAUAGUUUCGAUCUAUUGACCUCUGGGUUAUGGGCCCAGCACGCUUCCGCUGCGCCACUCUGCU
Etheostoma cragini (Arkansas darter) is the source of this 2132-nucleotide messenger RNA. Its product is annotated as ceramide synthase 2-like. Gene Ontology annotation, cellular component: membrane. Lineage: Eukaryota; Metazoa; Chordata; Actinopteri; Perciformes; Percidae. Gene Ontology annotation, biological process: ceramide biosynthetic process. The record is from RefSeq and is a predicted model, not a curated record. The coding region runs from base 257 to 1465 and encodes 402 amino acids. Gene Ontology annotation, molecular function: DNA binding; sphingosine N-acyltransferase activity. The transcript has 11 exons.